Dermatophagoides farinae (American house dust mite) is the source of this 2747-nucleotide messenger RNA. It is a transcript of the gene mRRF2, whose product is annotated as mitochondrial ribosome recycling factor 2. NCBI's taxonomy places the organism in Eukaryota, Metazoa, Arthropoda, Arachnida, Sarcoptiformes, Pyroglyphidae. Gene Ontology annotation, cellular component: mitochondrion. The record is from RefSeq and is a predicted model, not a curated record. Gene Ontology annotation, molecular function: GTPase activity; GTP binding. Gene Ontology annotation, biological process: ribosome disassembly; mitochondrial translation.
GAUUUUUUUUUAAAUUUUUAAUUGUAAAAAUGUUGCCAUCAAUUUUUGUGAUAAAAAAAUCAUCAUCAUUGAUAUUUGAUCCACGAUGGAAAAUGGUCAUUCGCCAUUUAUCAUCCGAAACGACUAAACGAAUUCGAAAUAUUGGUCUUGUGGCACAUAUUGAUGCAGGUAAAACAACAACAACCGAACGAAUGCUUUAUUAUUCCGGUUCAAGUUCACAGAUUGGUGAAGUACAUCAUGGUGAUACAGUCAUGGAUUAUAUGGACCAGGAACGUGAACGUGGUAUAACCAUAACAAUGGCUGCAGCAACAAUUCAAUGGUUAAAACAUCAUAUCAAUAUUAUCGAUACACCUGGUCAUGUUGAUUUUACAUUCGAAGUUGAACGAUCAUUAUCCGUAUUAGAUGGUGCUGUAGUUGUUCUAGAUUCAGCAGCCGGUGUACAAGCACAAACGAUAAAAAUAUGGCGUCAAGUACAACGAUUUCAUAUACCCGGUUUAUUCUAUGCAAAUAAAAUGGAUAAAUCAAAUGCAUCAUUAGAUCGAUGUUUACAAAGUUUAAAACAAAAACUUCAUAUUGAACCAUUAUUACUUCAAUUGCCUGUACAAAAACAAGGCAUAUUAACCGGUAUAAUUGAUUUAAUUAAUGGAAAUUAUCUACAAUGGCCAUUAGAUCAUUAUGAUCGUUUAGAGAUGGAUCACAAUUCCGCACAAAUCCAAAGACAUUGUCUUUUAUCUAAUGAGCUUUCAACGAAAUGUUUAACUCUGGAUGAACAUCAAAAAUAUCGUGAUGAAAUGUAUCGUGAACGUGAAUGUCUGAUAUCAAAAUUAAGUGAUUUUGAUGAAACAUUAGCCGAUCAUGUACUUUCAUUGGAUCAAAUUCAUCGUAUUAAUCCUAUUGAAUUAAUGAAAUCUAUACGUAAAUCGUGCCUAAAACGACAACUAUUUCCAUUAUUGAUUGGUAGUUCUUAUCGUAAUAUUGGUAUACAGCCAUUAUUGGAUGCAAUCUGUGAUUAUCUACCUGAACCAAUGGAAACACGUACAAAUCAAAUUCUUCAUGAACAUUAUACAAGAAAUCAUACAAAACCAACAUCCACAACGAAUCUUUGUGCAUUAGCAUUUAAAAUUCAUUAUCAUCAACGAUUAGGUCUAUUAACCUAUCUUCGUAUAUAUUCUGGUUCAUUAACACCCGGUAUGAAUGUUUAUAAUCUAAAUCGACAAUCAAUGGAAAAAAUUACAAAAAUUUAUCGUCCAUUUGCUGAUCAUUUUCGUGAAAUUACUGCCACCACUGUUACUUCAAAUCAUUAUCAUCAAAAUCCGAAAACAAUUCGAGAAUCAAUAUCAAAUAAUAUGAUCACUAUUGGUGAUAUUAUUGCCGUAUCUGGUUUAUCCAAUACCAUUACUGGUGAUACAUUGAUACAUACAAUGCAUGAAAAUGAUCAUGAUAUCAAUAAUGAAAUACCAAUGUUGGCCGGUAUUGAAAUACCUGAACCAGUUUAUUAUUGUUCAUUAGAAUGUCCAAGUGUUUCGAAAUUCAAACAAUUAGAGCUAGCAUUAGAUCAUUUACAACGUGAAGAUCCAUCAUUACAUGUUAAUCAUGAUCAAAAUACACAGCAAUUGAUCAUCAAAGGAAUGGGUGAAUUACAUAUUGAGAUCAUAAAAGAUCGUAUAAAACGUGAAUAUGGUAUACAGGUGGAAACUGGUCCAUUACAAGUAUCCUAUAGAGAAACAAUAACAAAAAAUCAUCGUGAAACAAUGGAACAAACAAAAAUAAUUGGUGGCCAUUCAAAUCAGAUGAAAAUUAGCUGUGAAGUUCGAUCGAAAUUAAGUUCACUUGAUAAUAAACACAAUGUAUUAUUAUUAUCAGAAAAUAUUGAUCAAAAUGAAAAUGAUUUGAAUCAUAUGGAAAAUAUAAAACGAAAAGCUGAAACCAUAGUGAAAAUUGUUAAUUCAAAAGAUCAUAAUCUUUCUAGUCAGAUACGACCAUGGCAAUUGAAAGCAAUUUAUUCCGGUGUAUCCAAAGCAAUGGAAUAUGGGCCAUUAUUUUCAUUUCCAGUUGUAGAUGUACAGAUUUUGUUGCAUGAAUUUGAAAUCAAUUCAUCAUCACCAUUAUUGUCACCAUUCAUUACAAAUGUAACUAGUCAUUGUAUUCUUGAAGCAUUACGACAAUCAAAACCGAUUCUAAUGGAACCAAUUAUGUUUGUUGAAAUCAUAACACCAGAACAAUUUAUUGGUCCUAUUAUUUCCGAUCUAACUAUACGUCGUAGUCGAUUAAUGGCAGCUGAUAAUAACCAACAGCAACAACAACAAUCAUCAGAAACCGAACAGAUUGAAGAAAGACAUAUAUUAGCACAAGUACCACUAGCAGAAUUAUUUAACUAUUCAACAACAUUACGUACAAUAACAUCCGGUAUGGCUACAUUUGAUUUACGUUUACAUUCAUAUCGACCAUUGGAUAGUGAACAAACGGCCAAUGUGAUUAAAUUAAUAAGUGGUAUUGAAUGAGGAGACAAAAGAAAAAAAAACAAAUUUGCCAAUUAUAGAUUCAAAAUUCAUGUGCCUUAUGAAAAACCAUUUACCAUCAUCAUCACAUAUCAUCAUCAUAUGGAUUCUAAUUCUCAAAUUGAAUAAAAACAACAACAAUAACAACAACAACAACAAAAAAUUAAUCUGUCAUCGAAGGAAUUUGUGUAUGUGUAUGUAAUAUAUGGCAUUUUGUUCUUGAAUAAAAAGAUUUUUUUGUUGUUGUUG